UAAAAAAAACUUUUAAUAAUUACAUAUUUGACUCAGUGUCACUGGAUUUGCAAAAACCCUAAUACCCUAUAAAGACCCCCCAAUUAUGAAAACCCCACACUGAAAACUCCCUCCCUUUUGCUUUCUUCUUCGCUACCUCAGCUUCAAUACACACAGAGCUCUGCGCGUAAAUUACACGCAUAUUGAGGUAAAACCUGUCUGCAUUUUUAUCAAAAUGGAUCAAGAUCAGCAAUGGCUGAUUAAUUGCUUGAACGCAUCACUCGAUCCCAACCAUCAAAUUCGAACCUUCGCCGAGACUUCCCUCCAGCAAGCAUCUGUACAGCCAGGUUAUGGUGUUGCUUUAGCUAGCGUUGCUGCGAAUCGAGAACUUCCGUUUGGGUUGAGGCAGUUAGCAGCAGUUUUGCUGAAGCAAUAUAUUAGGAAACACUGGAAUGAGGAUGAGGAAGGCUUUGAGCAUCCUGUUGUUCCGAGCAAUGAGAAGGCAUCUGUUCGACAACUACUUCUAGGAUCACUAGAUGAUCCUUACAAGAAGAUCUGUACAGCAAUAAGUGUGGCUGUAUCGACAAUUGCACAGUAUGAUUGGCCAGAUGAUUGGCCUGAACUAUUGCCCUUCCUUUUAAGCUUAAUUAACGACCAGAGUAAACUGAAUGCUGUGCAUGGGGCUUUGAGAUGCUUAGCUCUGCUUACUUCGGACAUGGACGAUAGGAUGGCCCCCAAAAUUGUCCCAGUCUUGUUCCCAAGCUUGCACAUGAUUGUGUCAUCUCCUCAGAUAUAUGACAAUUUUCUGAGGUUUAAAGCUGUUUCAAUAGUUUAUAAUUGUACCUCCAUGGUCGGGGUUAUGAGUGGUGUCUACAAGACAGAAACUAGCGCCCUAAUGUUACCAAUGCUCCAGCCUUGGAUGGAACAAUUUUCAUUAAUCUUGAAAAACCCAGUGCCAUCUGAAGAUCCUGAUAAUUGGAGCAUCAGAAUGGAGGUGUUAAAGUGUUUGAAUCAGUUUAUUCAAAACUUUCCAGCCAUUGUGGAAACUUAUUUUGAUGUAAUUGUGGGGCCAUUGUGGCAGACUUUUGUGUCAUCCUUGGAAGUCUAUGAGCGCUCAUCAAUUCAAGGCAUUGAAGAUUCACAUGAUGGGAGAUAUGAUUCUGAUGGUGCUGAGAAAAGUCUUGAGUCUUUCGUUAUCCAGUUAUUUGAAUUUCUAUUGACUGUGAUUGGAAGCCCAAGAUUUAUAAAGGUUGUUAUGAACAAUGUGAAAGAGUUAGUCUACUAUACCAUUGGUUUCCUUCAAAUAACGGAACAACAGGUUCAUACCUGGUCUCUGGAUGCUAAUCAGUUUGUUGCUGACGAGGAUGACAAUACUUACAGUUGUCGUGCAUCUGGCGCACUUCUACUGGAAGAGAUAAUUACUUCUUGUGGAAUGGAAGGUAUAGAUGCUGUAAUUGACUCCGUGAGAAGACGCAUAAGAGAGUCUCAGCAAGCAAAAGAAACUGGCUCCCCUGGCUGGUGGAGAUUAAGGGAGGCUACCCUGUUUGCUUUGGCUUCAGUGUCCGAGCAGCUGCUUCAAGCAGAGGUUUCUGGACCCUCUGUUAGAGAUAUGCUGGAACAAAUUUUAACUGAUGACAUGGCAACAGGAGUGCAUGAAUACCCCUUUCUUUAUGCCCGCUUAUUUACAGCUGUUGCAAAGUUUUCGUCUCUGAUGAACAACCAAGUAACAGAUCAUUUUCUAUACACCGCUAUGAAGACAGUUGGCAUGGAUGUGCCCCCACCAGCGAAAGUUGGUGCCUGUCGAGCUCUAUCCCAGCUUUUACCAGAUGCUACCAGCGGGAUUAUUCAACUUCAUGGAUUGGAUUUAUUUUCUGCACUUAUAGAUCUUCUUAAAAACGCUUCCGACGAGACUAUGCACCUAGUACUUGAAACUCUACAAGCAGCUAUAAAGGCUGGUCAUGAAAUUUCAGCCUCAAUAGAGCCGGUUAUCUCGCCUAUCCUCCUUAACAUGUGGGCUUCUCAUGUCUCUGACCCUUUCAUCAGUAUUGAUGCUCUAGAGGUUUUGGAGGCGAUAAAAAAUGCUCCUGGAUGUAUUCAUCCUCUAGUUUCUCGAGUUUUACUAUUUAUCGGGCCAAUCCUCAGUAAUCCACAACAACAACCUGAUGGCUUGGUUGCUGGUUCUCUGGAUCUUGUUGCAAUGCUAGUGAAGAACGCUCCUGUUGAUGUGGUAAAAGCAGUGCAUCAAGUUUCCUUUGAUCCUGUUGUUAGAAUAGUUCUUCAAAGUAACGAUCACAGUGAGAUGCAGAAUGCAACCCAGUGCUUAGCUGCUCUCGUGUCUGGUGGGAAACAAGACAUGCUUGCUUGGUGUGGUGAUCCUGGAUUUACAAUGAGAAGUUUACUUGAUGUUGCUUCAAGGCUUUUAGACCCCUACUUGGAAAGUUCUGCAUCACUUUUUGUCGGAAGCUACAUUUUACAGCUUAUUUUACAUCUGCCUUCACAAAUGGCACAGCAUAUCAGAGAUCUUGUUACCGCACUUGUCAGACGCAUGCAAUCUUCUCAAAUAUCAGGACUUAAAAGUUCUUUGCUUCUGAUAUUUGCUAGACUGGUCCACAUGAGUGUGCCUCAUGUUGAACAAUUUAUUGACUUAUUGGUCUCUAUCCCAGCCGAAGAUCAUCGAAACGCCUUUGCUUAUGUCAUGUUUGAAUGGACCAGACUCCAAGGGGAAGUUCAAGGGGCCUAUCAAAUUAAAGUAACAACUACGGCUUUGGCUUUGCUGCUCUUGACAAGGCAUGUUGAAUUGGGAAUAGUCAAUGUCCAAGGCCAUCUUAUGAAGUCUGAUUCAGGAAUAACCACCCGCUCAAGAGCUAAGAUAAUACCAGACCAAUGGACAGUGAUGCCCCUUCCUGCCAAGAUUCUGGGUAUAUUGGCUGAUUCGUUAUUAGAAAUCCAAGAGCAAGUCGAAGGAGACAAUGAGGAUAGUGAUUGGGAAGAAGUUCAGAAUGGUGAUGGUGGAGAAGAUGAUGAUUUCCUAUACUCGACUGACGCUGCAUCGCAUAGCAGACCUACGUAUGAAUAUCUUGAUGCCAUGGCGAAGGCUUUCAAUGAGGACGAUGAAGAUGACUAUGAAGAUGAACUUCUUAGCAGCGUUGAUCCCCUAAAUGAGAUCAAAUUGGUUAACUAUCUCACUGAAUCCUUGGCAAAGUUCUCCGAGAGCGACGGGCCAUUUUUUGAACAUCUUUUCCAGAGUUUAACAAAGCCUCAGCAAAACGCUAUUAAAUUGGUUUUAAGACGAUGAGGAAUGUGAUUGCUGUACAACUGUACGAGGUAUAUCUUUGUUGAGUGUGAACGCACCAAUUCAUAGUGCCGGAAUUAAUUUAUUUAUUUUUUUCGAAAUUUUGUUCCCUAUUAUUUAUUUCAACGUGUUGAAGUACUCGAGAAUUGUAAACGAGGAUUCAUUCCUCGUUAGACUUUUCGAAGCCCCUACUUGAUUGUAUAAAAGUAGCGGUAUAGUUGAAAGGUUCUGACUGUAAAUUUAUUACAGAGUGCUGCUACAAGAGCAUAUAAAUUAUCAGAUACAUGCAAUUAUUGUAUACUUUUACACAGUUAAUAAAAUUGCUGAUUGGUUUUAUAGUC
Erythranthe guttata (spotted monkey flower) is the source of this 3612-nucleotide messenger RNA. RefSeq names its product ARM repeat superfamily protein. Gene Ontology annotation, cellular component: nuclear envelope; cytosol. Gene Ontology annotation, molecular function: small GTPase binding. Gene Ontology annotation, biological process: protein import into nucleus. Lineage: Eukaryota; Viridiplantae; Streptophyta; Magnoliopsida; Lamiales; Phrymaceae. The record is from RefSeq and is a predicted model, not a curated record.